Messenger RNA from Aureobasidium subglaciale EXF-2481, 875 nucleotides. RefSeq lists its product as uncharacterized. Lineage: Eukaryota; Fungi; Ascomycota; Dothideomycetes; Dothideales; Saccotheciaceae. Bases 233 to 475 code for a protein of 80 amino acids. The transcript is spliced from 2 exons. The record is from RefSeq and is a predicted model, not a curated record.
GGUGCAUCUACGACGUACCUCUAGACCUCACGCUUCUGCAAGGCUUUGCUCGCCUGGAUGCGUGUUUUCACACCCUUGGAGACAAGCGCGUUCAGGCCUCACCGAUUCGCACGGAGGUGAUCGGAGGUGCCAACCCGGCGGGAUUCGUCAAUUUUGACGAAGUUGCUGUCCGAGCCCGUGGUUCAUGUCAACCACUUAGAGUGACGCUAUAACCCGACUCCCGAGACACAGCAUGCGAGACAUCCCAUGGCUCUCCCAAAGGGCCCACGUGCGAAUUACAUGCAGCACGCCAGUAAUGCAAGUUUACACCGCCAAUGUGACUUGUCAGAUCCGGCAUCAGGUCAUUAAGCGCCGUGUGCCAAAUAUCCCUAUCCCUGGUCCUACGCGAAUGGUCGGUGUGACUAUGCAGCCUGAUCAACCACUGCCUUCCGCACUAGAUUCGGAGCUUGCUUCCUAUGUCUGGACAUGGAACUGAUGGGGCAGAAGAAGAAUGGUACUGUGGAAUCUCAACAUUCGCACUACAUACGGGGAACACUGCAUGGUCGGAGAAUCGAGCAAACAAUCACAUACGCGUCAAUUGAUAUAUGGAUGCAUGCGCAGCAAGAAACAUGAGUGUGAUGGGUGUAUGUUCUAGGUAUUUGUGGGUGAUUGAGAUUUCUUCUGCAUUGAUAUUCCGUCAUGCGCGUGACUUGAGCAGACUGACAGACCUUCAAUCCGAUUCCGAGUAUCUACCUGCAUCAUGCAGCCCUGUUCAACGACCAGCUGUCUUGCAGCACUAGCCUCAGCAUGCGUAUGGCACCGCUGCAGUGUCAUGGACGAAUACAUGUGUAACACACUCUUCGCCGGCGUCAAUCAGGAUCCUGAUCUCCGCCAUU